UUGUGAUUUGUAAAUAUCUAAGAUAAAAGUGUAUUUUAGAAUAAGAAAUAUAAUUACAAAGUCAUUUUAUUUUACUAAUUUAUUAUACUGGCAACCCACAAUCAUUAUUGUAUUUUAUUUUUACCGGAAGUUGUGGUUGUGAUUUGUAAAUUUUUAACAAAUAAAAUAUUAUUUAGAAUAAGAAAUAUAUUUUAUAUAAUUAUAAUCGCAUAUUAAUUUUUAAAUGAUGUUCACAUUAAUUGUUGUAUUUAAUCUUCACCGGAAGUUGAAAUGCAUUUAAAAUGUCAAUUUAUACAGGAAGUGUGUCUUCUUUAUAUUGGCGGGAAAGGUAUUACAAUAUUUUCAACCAGAAUAGUAUUUUAAAUUAAAUUGUACAUAAGUGGAAAGGGUUGAAAAUAUUUAUACUUUAAUAGUUUGUAUGUUGUUAUGUAUUUCGAAUAUUUUUAAGGAAGUUCUGUAAAAAUAAAACAAUAAGUGUAUUGAUUACUGCUGCUUUCUUGUUCAGUAGAUUGUAAGUUCAGGCAGUUGAGAUUGUGAAUUCGAAGCGUCGACAUCAAGAAGUAAUAAUCUUGUAGUCUUAUUUCGAUUGUAGAAGAAUAGUAAUUAAAGUAUUUAUUCUCAACUCUGAUUUUAUUUCAAAUCAGAAGUGCUAAGACCCACGAGCCAUGGCUGAGAGCAACCGUCAUCGAGCCGAAGAGUCCACUCCAGAGCGACCUAGUCGGCGUCGCCGUAGAUCAUCAUCGAGUGAAUCUGGGUCACCUGUACUACCCGCAAAAGUCAAGCGAUCAUCAAAAAGUCUGACAGCCGGUGACCUGUUGAAAAUCAUCACUGCGCUACAGGAUGGCUCAAGUAAGAACAUGAAUACCACAAAUGUUGUCCCAGAGUUUGACCCUAAUAAUAGGUCACAAGACGUUGAGCGAUGGUUGAGAAAAGUAAAUGAAUGUGCCGCUAUUUACAAUUGGGAUGAGAAACAGAUUAUCCACUAUUCAUUGCAAAAGUUGGCUGGUUUAGCCAAGAAAUGGUACGAGUCUCUUCCUACGCUCAACUUCUCGUGGCAAGAAUGGCAAUGUAAAAUGAAAAAGGCUUUCCCGAGUGAAGAAAACUUUGGAAAGCUAUUAGAGGAAAUGUUAAACCGCAAGUCUCGUUCUGACGAAACACUCCGUGACUAUUUUUAUGAUAAGCUGUCAUUAUUGAGUAGGUGUGAAAUAAGUGGACGCAAAGCAGUUGACUGUAUCAUUUAUGGAAUUGCUGACGUUUCUGUGCGUAAUGGAGCACAAGCUCUCAAAUGUAGUGAACCAGAGGAUUUGUUGAAUUACUUGGCUUCGCAGCAAAUUAAUCAAACAAAAGAAAAUCCACGUCAUCUUUCCUCUUCUAACAAUAACGCUUUUCGAAAACGUGAUUUUCGCACUAGUUUCAACGGACAAAAUAGGAAUUCCCCUGCAAAUAGGGGAAAUGAUGUUACAUGUUUUAACUGCCAAGAACGCGGACACUCUUACAUAAAUUGUUCAAAACCCAUAGUCAAAUGCGUUAAAUGUGGCAGGGUAGGGCAUAACUUUGACAAUUGCUAUAAAAAACCUCUUCUUACACAUAACACUAACAGCCAAAGUGAACAGCCUUCUGACAAAAAGGUCUUAAAAAUAACCUCCGCGAACUUGAACAUUGAUCUUUUAGAGAGCUGUCCAGUGGACAAUCAAAAGGCUUCAACAAUAGACCCUCAGCUGAGCAGUUCAGCUAGUCAGGUUCCAGCUGUUGUUAACAAUAAAUACUUUAAAAAAAUUUGUGUUAACGACCAACCGUAUGAUGCAUUUAUCGAUUUUGGAAGCGACUGCAGCCUUGUUAAAUCUUCAGUUGCUAAAUCACUUGGUUUAACCAAAAGUUUCGAUAACUUGCCUAUUGUGAGGGGAUUUGGAAAUUCCAUUAUUGAACCGGAAUUUCGGUCAACAAUUCUAGUAAAAUAG
This is a messenger RNA of Helicoverpa armigera (cotton bollworm), 1958 nucleotides long. RefSeq lists its product as uncharacterized. Bases 666 to 1958 code for a protein of 430 amino acids. Lineage: Eukaryota; Metazoa; Arthropoda; Insecta; Lepidoptera; Noctuidae. The transcript is spliced from 2 exons. The record is from RefSeq and is a predicted model, not a curated record. Gene Ontology annotation, molecular function: zinc ion binding; nucleic acid binding.